GCGUCAAUCACCCAAAACCACGCCCACAUGCGCUAAGCCCCGCCCCGCGGCGGAAGUCUCGCGAGAUCUGCGUGGCGGCGGCGUCGGGAUGUGCGGGGGCUGCGUGGGCACUGAGUACCCGGAGCGGGGCACCACCUGCCUGGAAGGCGGCUCCUUCCUCCUCAAUUUCGUGGGAUGCGCGCAGUGCGGCCGCCGGGACUUCGUGCUGCUCAGCAACCGCGCCGCCGGCCUGCACGGCGGGGACGAGAUCGUCACCUACGACCACCUGUGCAAGAACUGCCACCACUUGAUUGCGCGCCAUGAGUACACCUUCAGCGUGGUGGACGACUACCAGGAGUACACCAUGCUGUGCCUGCUCUGCGGCCGCGCCGAGGACUCCGUCAGCAUCCUCCCCGACGACCCGCGCCAGAUGACCCCGCUCUUCUGAAACCGCCUGGACGUGGCGGACGCCCGACGCCGGAUGCUCCCAUGUGCCCGGGGGUGGCUCAGCCGUGCCCGCUGCCCUGUGGCUCCCAUCCCGGCUGCAGGGACGGGUUGGAGCAUGGCGGCCCGACCCCGCCUUGUGCUGAAGACAUGAAGGGGAGGGGGGCCCAGCACAUCGUCACCCCCAAAACGGGUCCGAAAGGAUGCCGGCCCCGUCCUGCCUCAGGAGCCCGUGUGUGUGGGGCAAUAAAUGUGAUGUGUCGCA
This is a messenger RNA of Chroicocephalus ridibundus (black-headed gull), 688 nucleotides long. RefSeq names its product churchill domain containing 1 (gene CHURC1). The transcript has 5 exons. Bases 89 to 427 code for a protein of 112 amino acids. The record is from RefSeq and is a predicted model, not a curated record. Gene Ontology annotation, molecular function: zinc ion binding. Gene Ontology annotation, biological process: positive regulation of DNA-templated transcription; fibroblast growth factor receptor signaling pathway; multicellular organism development. Lineage: Eukaryota; Metazoa; Chordata; Aves; Charadriiformes; Laridae.